CAAAAAAUUGGUGCCCAUCCAAACAGAAUGCCAAGCCUAGUCAACGACCAAAAUUUUGGAUCGGCAGCUGAGGGCUGCAAUCCAAACAGCCCCUAGAUACUUUCCCCACUUCCAGUAACCUUAUCCCCCAGUCCGGGAACCACCCUCUGAAUCCCAGUAGCGCCUUUUCGCCGCCGCGGCCGACGGAGCCCCCAGCUCGUUCGCCGGUCCGUUCGUCUUCUCGCCGGUUACUUACACAUCUUGGGCCUUGGAGAGGCGCUACUGGAAUCAGAUUCUUGUAGCGCGGAGGAGGCCGCACUCGGAAUUUUGUUUCGGCGGCGAGUCGGAUCCAAAGCUCGAUUCAUUUCCGGAUUUGAACUGCCCCGAGUCCCAGCACACCGCAAGAUUCCAGUUUUCUGGAUUCGGAUUUGGAUCUCCGUCACCGACUUGAGCAGGCCCUCUGUUGGUUUGUCUUUCUUGCCUAUAAGUAUCGCCGGAGCCCCGAUGGAGGCCUGUAUCUUAAUAAGGAGCUUACGGCAUCUAGCUAGGCACCCGACGAGUUUGUGCUCUCUCAUCUUCAGAGCUUUGGCUGAUCUGAUGGGACUUUCCCCCAGUGUACUCAGCAAAUUCAGAGGAGACGCACCGCCCAUGGAGAAUAUGGUGGGCAAAUCGCCGGAGCUGCCACCGGAUAUGCUGUCGAGCAUCUUUGCCCUCCUCGAGAUCCCUGACCUCGUGCGCGCAGGCUCUGUCUGCUCCUCUUGGCGGUCGGUGUACACCGGACUACGCCGUCAGCUUCUGAAGCACAAACAGCGCCAGACGCCUUGCCUCCUCUACCACACCUCUGAAUCUACUGGAGAGAAUGCAGCUUGCCUCUACAGCCUUGUGGAAAAGAGGGCCUACAAAUUAACCCUCCCUGAUCCACCCAUCCGCAGUAGGUAUCUGAUUGGCUCUUCGCAUGGUUGGCUGAUCACUUCCGAUGAGAGGUCCGAGCUGCACCUUGUAAAUCCAAUCACUGGUGAACAGAUUGGUCUCCCGUCAGUGAUUACUCUUGAGCAAGUCAAGCCGGUCUUUGACGAUGAAGGUGCUAUUCAUAAGUAUGAGUUAUGGAAGCCACGGUACACUGCACUUGCAGAAUUCCUUGGUCACGAGCCCUCAAUUUAUGCUCUCGAUGAGCUCCGUGACCACCUCUACUUCAAGGCAUAUUUGUUUCCUGAUUCGCAAACAGGAAGCUACAUUGUGGUCCUCAUUCAUAAUCCAGAAUAUCAGAUUUCAUUUGCAAGGGCAGGGGACUGUGGGUGGACAUUUCUACCACCGGGUUGGAACUAUCAGGAAUGCAUCUACAAGGAUGGUCUACUGUAUGCAGUGACAGGAACUGGAGCAGUUGAUGCUUUUGAUCUCUCUGGUUCUACUGUCACAAGGACGACGGUUCUGGGUGACAUGAAGCAUUAUAUUUGUGAGCACAUAUACAUUGUUCAGGCACCGUGGGGCGAUAUGCUGCAAGUUUGGAGGGAACAGCCCACUGUAGAUGGUGAUGCUGGUUCAGAGAACAUAGAGGAAACCAGCAAAAUAUUUGUAUAUAAGAUUGACAUGGCAGCAAAAAAGCUUGUGGAAAUAAAUGGCUUGCAUGGCCAUGUGUUGUUUCUUGGGCAUAGCCAGACACUGUGUCUCAGUGUGGAAGAAUAUCCGCAAUUGAAAGCAAACUGUGUCUACUUCACUGACGAUGAAGAAUAUAUUUCGAUGUAUAAGAAUCUUCAUCGUGAUAUAGGCGUUCUAAAUUUGGAAAACAGCAGCAGGGAAGAAAUCGUGCCUCGGAUUUAUUGCACCUGGCCAAAUCCCAUAUGGAUUGCACCCAGUCUUAGAAUGAUGCACUCGGGAUUGAUGUAACUGUGUUCAAUGCUAUGACAAUGGAGACAUGCUCCAUUUAUAUUUUAUUUAUCAAAUCAAUAAUAUAAAUAUUUUUUGCCAUAUUUUCUUUUCUUUAUGGAGAACUUUUAUCAUGUGUUAAAUUACUGCCGCUGUCAUAUGCAAAGUUGGAGCUUAGAUGGCCUGGCCCAAGGUUCUUGUGGAAAUGUUAAAGCAACUAUGUUGUACAAGGAAGAUAGGUACUGAACAGAGAAGUUUAGGAUAUUCAGGUACUUUGAGACGCUUAAUUUGGUAGAUCUGAUUUAUUCUUUCACUCAAUUCUUUCAAAAAAACUGUUGAAGCCAAUAAGAUACCAUUAGAUACUAUUGGAAAAGUAAUACCUUGUCAUUAUGAGCAUUAGACACAUAAGUUUUCUACUGGUGAUCAGCCAAUAAGGACAUCCUUAUCUUUGAGUGCUCUCUAAAAAAAAGCUCGUCUAGCUUUUAGGAUUUUAUUUGGUUUCCAUAUCAGUUGAAUUAUUGUUAUUCUUUGGAGAUGGAAGAUCAAAGGCCUACAGAUGUUUGUCGAGGUACUCUCCUUCCUAAUAUUAGAUUAUGUUCCCUGCCUUUUUGAUAUAAAUGUUCAGUAUUGCAUUUCGCACAAAACGUUCCUUCCAGCAUGUUUUAUUUUUGUUAGGUAAAAUUUCAGUAUUUAGGUAUUGCAGAAGUGAGGUUACAAAUGUCAAAUUUUAUUUGAUUUGUAGGUUUUUGCUACAAGAUCCGCUAUUUGAAGCUGCACUAAUGAAGAGUAAGAUCUACUGUCCUUCUCUGUUAACAAACAUAUCUGUACGGAUUCAAAGAUAUGGUUAUACAGUGAUAUUUCUAGGUGUGAAAAUAAAGUUUGCUUUGGCUUAUUGUUUUAACUCCCAGGUUUUAGUGUUUCGUUUUUGGCAUGUUCCAGUUAUAUGUUCAAUUUUUCAUGAUUUCUAUGCACGUCUCCCUGAUAUGGCCUUGAGUAUGUAUUGCAUCAUCAUAUUAGUUAUUAGACUAGAGUUAUCUUUUUUAAGUGGUUCUGCAAUAAUGCAGUCCUCCUAUUUGUAAAGUGGUAUGUUGCACAAUGCACACUGGAGGCAUGCCUGAGGACAUGAUUCAUAAUUAAAACAGUAUCGACAUAAGUCUAGAAAAAAAGUCUAUAUUACACAAGAGAUAGAAAUGAUCUGUAAGGCCUGGCGCUUCAGUUCUUUUGUACUGUAGUUAGCUAAAGUUUGACAUAUUUGGUGUUGAUAUUAUGGUACCUCCUUGUCAGAUGCAGAUUUGUGUAAUUCGUAACUUCUUAUGAAGACUUGUUGAGGUUGGCUCCUUACCUUCCCUUUAUUGGAAGAAUUUUCCUCAGUAGUGAAUUGGCCCGUUGUGGACAUUGCAGAUCCCACCAGAUCAAGAACACACCACACAGGAUUAUAACGAUUUCUUACUAACUGAUUCAGAUGAAAUCGAAUCAGCUUCAUCAUUAUUGUUUUUUUAGAUGGAAAUUUUCAUCAUUAUUGUUCAAGCACCAGCAAAGUGAUGUAGAAAAUACCUCCUGACAAUAGUAAAAAAACUAUUUCGCAGAUGCACGUGAUGCAGAUUGCCACUAUGCACAAGUGGUCAGGCAGCUGAAUAGGUUGUCAAGACCAGAGGAAAUUUUGCUAAAGAUCAACUUUGAUGCUUCUUUUCUACUCCUCCGUCCCAUAACAUAAGAUUGUUUUGCAAGCUAAAACAGCUUGCAAAAUCAUCUUAUAUUGUGGGACGGAGGUAGUAUAAAAUAAUAGAGUGGCCAAACCUGCAAUGGUGUCAUGGCUUGCAAAGUCGCAAUCACGAAGGGAAUGUUCUACUGGCUGCUGCUCUAAACAUCUAAAUCUUCGAAAAUACGUUUUUUUGGUCAUACAACUUGUCAUUUGGUUCAAAUACAGUCACUCUGUUCCAGCGCAUGCGUAUUCAGCAUGCAUGGGUCCACUGUCAGCGACCUGCACUGUUUUAUGCC
This is a messenger RNA of Triticum urartu, 3840 nucleotides long. Its product is annotated as putative F-box protein At4g22165. Gene Ontology annotation, molecular function: protein binding. The record is from RefSeq and is a predicted model, not a curated record. Lineage: Eukaryota; Viridiplantae; Streptophyta; Magnoliopsida; Poales; Poaceae.